Messenger RNA from Xiphophorus hellerii (green swordtail), 3398 nucleotides. Its product is annotated as zinc finger protein 638-like. The record is from RefSeq and is a predicted model, not a curated record. The coding region runs from base 163 to 3327 and encodes 1054 amino acids. The transcript is spliced from 11 exons. Lineage: Eukaryota; Metazoa; Chordata; Actinopteri; Cyprinodontiformes; Poeciliidae.
UGGAUGCAGGCUGCCAUUAAAAUCUAAAGAAGAAGAAGCAGCAGCAGCAGAAGAAGAACCGCUGACGUUCUCCAGGCUCAUCCGUUUAAGGCCUAAUGAGCGUGUUUUUCUCCGGAUUGAUCUCGUUUGGAAAAACUUGAAGAUCUGGAGUUUGCUUACAUCAUGUCUCAAUCCACCCAGAACCAGAAUGGACCAUCAGCGAAAAAACUUCCCAAGGGAUUUUCUAAUCCUGGAGCUGCAUCCAGGUUGACUUUUUCUGGUUCUUCAUCUCUUGACAACUACCUGCCAGCUCAAAACACAUCUGAAUCGGAUAAUAAUAAGUUGGUAGACCGUGUCAAACGUGUGGAACAUCGUGGUAUGAACUGGACGGCUUACUUUAGUGAAAGAAAUGAAUUUCCUUCCUCCUCUGCAAGGCCAUCAACAUCCCAUGUAGGUCCUGAUUUUGGUGAUUUCUCCUUGGACUGGCUCCACAUUUUCAAACCAAAUACUAACAACAAUCCACCAGAGUUUCCGUCUGGUUCUGAUGGCAGACUGGAGGUUGUGACUGGUGAACAGAAAGACGACACGCCGUCCAUUCCAGGGUUAGGAGACGAUGAAAACCCAGUUCCAGGCAGAUUUAUUUUGUCGUCUGAGAUCAGUCAUCUAAAACAUACCGGAGAACCAGUCGCUGCGAUUCUUCAGAGCUUCGGCCUCGAAGACGGAUUGAAAAAACUCGACCCCCACAUUUUGAAGCAGGUCAAUCCUGAAAAACUGUCCUGCAUCUUGCAUCCGAUUUUUAGCAAGAUAGAAAUAAAAGGAAAGUCUUCUGAACCCCAACCUAAACUAAAAAGUAUCCUGAAGCCAAGCAAAGUCAGGGACUCUAGUUCUGUAGAUGUAGAAAAGAACAACAAUGGUCGAAAAUUAGAUGAGUUACCACCAGAUAAAGAAAGUACAUCGGCGUUAGUCCCAGAGAAGAUUUCGCUAGCUACAAAGAACAACAAUAGUCGGAUUGUAGACGAGCUACCACCGGAUAAAAAAAGUACAACUGUGUUAGCCUCAGAGAAGACAUCUUUGGCUACAACAGAUAGUGACCCUUCUGAGCGAUUAAAGGAAAAGGGCCCAAUAUCUGCCACACAUAACGUCAUUUCUAACAGUAACGCUGAAAACAAACGGAAAACAACUGAAAAGCAGAAGCCAAAGCAGCAGAAAAACGUGAAACGGAAAUCAGAACUGAAGCUGGACGAGCGUCGACAGAACAAGCCAGUGAAAAAGUCUGAGAAAGGUUCUUCUGUCAAAGCAUCACUCGGCGAAAACUGUAAAGCCCAGAUGUCGAUUUUAAGCAAACUGCCUUCGAUAGUCCGGGAGUGGGUGUUGAAGCAAAUGAAAAUGUCGGAGGGCAAGCAGCCGACGCUUGCCAUGAUCGAAGACUAUAACGGCGUCACGCCGAGGUUGUUUCCCCACCGGUGUUCCCUCUGCAACGUAAUCUGUAAAAAAUUGAGGCGUUGGUUCCUCCACCUGAACGAAACGAACCACGUUGGGAACCGGAUACUCCUGCAGCUGAAAUAUCCUGAGUGGGUUGCUAAGAUCCAACCACUUCCCAGAAAUAAAGAAAAAGAUUCUAAGAGUUUGAAACAGCAAAAGGUAAAAGCUGAUGGUCGCAACAAGGAGUCCAACAACCUGCGGGAUCACCAGAGUCAGAGAUCACGAUCUCGCUCCCGCAGUUCAGGGUCUAAUCAAAGACCGACGGGAAAACGCCGCAGGUCCAGCAUGGUCAGCUCCUCUGGGGAUAAAGGAGAACAGCGAUCCAGAACUGACCCGUCUGUGGGGGGGGAAGCUGAUCCAGAACCAGAAACUUCUGCCAGGUAUACUCCAGAAUCAGCUGCCGAAGUCCUAAACAUGUUUGGACUGGACAAAGAGGACCUAAAAGAACUAGAGUCAUACCCCGAGGAUCAGCUGACUUCUGAAAAUCUACAUCUGGUUUUACGUGAGAUUUUCCUGCGGAAGAAGAAACGAGCUGCAGAAAACCCUCCCGAACCCAAAAACGACAAACCUGGAGGUCCGGAUAAAACGCAUCCUGGUCCUCUAAAGCCAGUUAAAGUGAUUGACUACAGACGUUCUGCUAAUUAUGGUACUGUUAGCGACACAAUAGAAACGACCACUGAGGAUGAUCCAAGUCCCACUGGUAGGAAAGAGUCACCACUGGAAAAAUGCGACAAACCAACACAGAAAUACACCCAGCUGCUCAAUUCUAAAACAGUUAUUCCUCAAUCUGCUCUGAAGCUGAUGUCCAAAUCCAAAAAACCCUGCAGUUCAAAGGUUAAAGGUCAAGAAAAAAGAGUGCAAGUCUUGAAGAAGAAAGCUAAACUGAAGCAUAACAUUAAAGCAACAUGUAAAACUAGGAAAGCUUUACCGUGUGCUGUUUCAUAUGCAAAACUGUCUCCGAUCAAAGUACCGCCUGUUAAGACCUUAAUUUCCAACCAUCUGCCAACACUCGCCAUGAUUAAAGACUAUAUAGGAGUCACGCCGACAAGGUUCCCACACACCUGCUCCAUCUGUAACAAGAAGUGCUUCCACAUGGAGGACUGGCUGUCACACCAGAACUCCAGCUUUCACCUGGAGAGCUGCACAAUCCUCCGGACACAAUAUCCACAUUGGGAUGGGGAUGUUCUACCAAUCCUCAGUGCUGAAGCUGAAAGUCCAUCGACAUUCAGUUCCAUCGACAGUAACCUCCAUCAGUAUUACGGCUCAUUGGGUCGAAGGAGCAGCUCUCGCUCCCGCUCUCGGUCCCGGUCCCGCUCUCGGUCCCGCUCUCGGUCCCGCUCCCGGUCCCGCUCCUGGUCUCGGUCUCCGUCCCGCUCCCAGUCCCGCUCCUGGUCUCGGUCUCCGUCCUGCUCUCGGUCCAGAUCACCUUAUAACCGUAGAUACACCCGCAGGUCUCCAUCUCCUUCUUGGUCUCCACGUCUCAAAAAGCCGUCCUCCCUUCCCUGUCGCUCACAUUCAGGGAGUCAUGACAGACGGUCGUCCUCCGGGAGGAAAGACGGGAAAAUGUCUUCAUCACCCAGACGGAGCAAUGAGAAACAGAAGCUAGAUCAUAAGAGCCGAUUGUCCAAAGAGAGUUCAGGUCCUCGUUGUGAGAAAUCAUGGGGAAGGAAUCUACUACAAAAAUCAGUGGGUAGAAAAAUCCAGCAGUUUUACUCAAGGAAAACGGCACUUGACAGGAUUUGUUCGACAUACUCUUCGCCAUCCUGCAGUGACGCCAAGCUGGAGCAAGCAAAGGAGCUGGACACGAAGCCCCAUAUUAAAGGGAAGAAGAACAAUGCUGGCAAAUCUGUGUUGGAUCGGUGUUGAGGGGAGGGAUUAAUACAGUUAUUUUUGUGUUUUAUAACGAAGAGUUUAAUAAAAUAUAUGUGUGAAAGGAU